Molecule: messenger RNA, 2228 nt
Organism: Argiope bruennichi
Lineage: Eukaryota; Metazoa; Arthropoda; Arachnida; Araneae; Araneidae
Exons: 3
Coding region: 357-1694 (445 amino acids)
Source: RefSeq, a predicted model, not a curated record
UAGCUCAAUGGUUAGUGUAUCAGCCUAUCAAGCGGGAGACUUGGGUUCUAUCAGAAAGCGUCACAGUUGUACCGGCUAUUGUCUUGUGCUUUCCCGUUCAAGUGACAGCUAUUUUUUUGUUUAGCCGUGAAAGUGACAGCUUCUACUUGCUUUCUGUGAAGCGGGCGUACUUUAUUCCGGUCGGUUGAUCUAACCAUGGUAAUAGAUCGAGAUGUUAGUUCAAUAAGAAUUUAAGAAAUAGCCAUAUUUGUUAUUACCCCCUUAUGAAAUGAAGGAAACUUCACAAUCAAGCAUACUAGAAGAUGCAUCUUUAAUUAUCAAAUGUUAUUGAUUGAAACUUAUCAAAUGUUAUUGAUAUGUUGAGAAGGAAGCUUGACGCUAAAGAUGAUAUUCUAGGUAUUAAAAACUUUCCAGUAUCAAAGAAAAUGGAGAAAAAUUCUGAAUGCAUUGAAGAAGCUGAAUCUACUACUAGUAAGCAAACUUAUAUUUCUAAUUAUUCACAGACUAUAUUAAAUUCAUCAGAUGAAAAAAGUACUGUAAACUUUUUUGAACACACUGCUCAUUGUAAAAUAAGUAAAGAUGUUUCAGAACAUGACAAAAAUUUGAUUUGUAAUUCAGUUAUCAAACAGAGUAAAAUUAAUGCUAAAUCAUUAGAAAAGACUGCUCCCAAAUUAACUGAAAAUAAACAUUCUGUUUUAUCAAUACAUGAAGUAUUAGUACCAAUUAAUAACGCUGUAACACAGCCCAAAUCAGUUCUUGCUUCUUCUUUAAAAUCAAAUGAACAGCUAAAUGUGCAAUCACUGGAAUGUAAUAAAAUUACUGAAGAAUGCAUCAAAGAAUUCGAAGAAAAACAUGAUAUGUUUUCACAAAAUCAACUACAGGUGAAGAAUUUGCCUUCGAAAAUGCCUUUUGUGCAUCUUAUAAGAAUGAAAGAUACUGAAAUUGCAAGUUAUGUCUCGGGAAAGGUUAAUUUUGCAAAGCCAAGUCAAAUUAAGUCUUUGGAAGAAUCAACAAAGGAUGUUGUUGUAAAAGUACAAAAAGUUACUCCUAACGCAAUUCUUAAGCGAUUAGGUAGAGAAAAAGACUCUUGGAAAACAACAGGUAGAAGAGUCAAGUCAGUUCGAAACAGAAUUUUGGCACAAGAAAUGAAGAUAGUUGCACAGAGAAAAAAAGCUAAGGUAGAAACUAUUCCAAAGGAAAAAACAAAUUUUCAAGGACAACUUGAGAACGAUAUAUCUGGAAAACGAAAUACAACUAAAAGCAGGCGUGCAAAUGAAGCAAAAGCAGGGAACUUUGUUAGUCAAAAGUGUUUUCCCACUACACUAACAUUACAUGUUACCAAUUCAAGUCAAAUAGCUGAAGAUGAGUCAAAUGCGAGAGUGCUUGACCCUCCAAAUGAAUGCUUUCCUGAGUCAACUACUAACAACCUUAACCCUGGUCAUGGUCAUGAUGUUGGUGAAAAUACUGGAGAUAAGAUUCAGCUGCACAGUGAUUUAACUCAAUCAAGUAACACACAUGAAAAUCGGACAAGAAACUGUAGAGAGGACACUACACAUUGUGAAACUUAUUGUGUACAUUGUUAUGAUAUGCGUAUAUUUCAGAGAAUUGACUUUAACUCAAAUGCUUUCAUAGCUAUGAUAUUAGAUUCUUUUAUGUCAUCUGAAAUCGAUGAUUUAAAAAUCAGUGAGUGGUAGGUCUUAUCUGUACAAUAUAAGACACUUUUUUAAACAUCCAAGUGACUACAAAGUCACCAUCAAUCUCUAUUAUGCAUUGUUAAAAAGUAUACAUUAUCGUUAAUAUUUCUGUUCAUAAUCAUAAAUGCUGUAUUGUGGAUAUAUCAUAAUUCGUCUUUCCGUUCAAAAUGUAUGUGAUUUAAAAUGAGAUAAUAAAUGUAUAAAUAAUAAAUGUAUGAUUUAAAAUGGAUAUAAAUGAAAUUUCUUUGGAAUUUUAUAAGUAAAAAAAAAUACUAAAUAGGUUUAAUUUAGAAAUAAAACGAAAGAAAUUAAGUUGGAUUUUUCAACUCUUACUGCGAAUUUGAUAUGUAAAAAAUGACCUGAUGUUUCCAUGUAGCUGGGGUGUUCCUAAUUUCUGCCUGAUUUUCCAAUAAAAAGAAUAUCCUAAAUUUUGAUUAAAUGAUGCAUUUGUACCAUAUUAAAAAGAAAAGAUAUAGUUAUUUUGAAAAUGAUCUUGGGAUGAAUUCUAUUCCUCGGCUUUUCUAAACAGGGAAU